UUGAUUAGGUGUAUAGGGGGCAGCACGGCCAAAUGCCGUGGGAGUCCGUUCAGUUAACCAAAGUCGGUCGAUCCGAACAGUCGGUGGAGGAAACUUUACAUACCAAGCGAACGAGAACCAUGAGGGGCCUCAACCUAAUAAUCGCUGUGAUAACGACCCUCGUUUUCAGCCAGCUGGACACCAGCUUGGCCAUACAAUGUUUUAACUGCACUUCGACGGAAAAUGAAAACUGCAUAACGAAUGCAAGUGGCCAAAGCACUGUGGAUUGCCCCAAUGGCAAUUGCUUUACCUCCACGGAUGGUAAGGGAACGGUCACCCGUGGCUGCUUCGCUAGCGAAACCACCUGUACCGAAACCAAUUGUCAGACUUGCAAUGGGGACAAAUGCAACACGAAUGCCGUCUGCUACAAUUGCACCGGCGACUCAUGCAACACCGUGGCGGCCGCCAUGCUCUCGGCCUGUGCCACCGAUAGCUCCAAGUGCUUCACCACCGGCACGAGUGCCACCAACAUGACCCGUGGCUGCACCGCAGACACUUCGCUAGCGUACAAGUGUCCGGCUGACACCACGGACACCAGCUGCGCCAUCUGCGAUGCGAGUCAGUGCAACAAGGUGACCUACCAGCGGACAGAGGGAUCCUGCAUCACGUGCACCGACUGUGCCGGAUCUCAGGACACCAGCAAGGCGGCGGCAUGCACGCUCCUUUACAACCAGGCCUCCUCCGGCUGUUACACCACCACGGCGGGCGCCCGCGGAUGCCUGGGCAGUCUGGAGGGUGGCUGCACGGAUGCCACCACAUGCACGUCCUGCACCGGAGACAAUUGCAACACUGCCGGCCAGGAGUUCCAGUGCCUCGCAUGCUUGACGAGCGAGGUGUCCGGCUGCUGGAGCGGCACAGGAACGGACAUACCAAAAGUGGCCUGUCCCAACGGGACCUGCUUCAGCGGAAUUUGGAAUGGCCUUGGGGUCCGCGACUGCCUGACCGCUGGCAGUGAACUGAUGCAAUAUCAGUGCGAGAAUAAGGUGCAGCCUUAUGGGUGUGAAACCUGCAAGACUUCACUUUGCAACAAUGUAAAGUUGAAUGGAGCCAGCUCCCUCAGUCAGAUGGGCGUGGUCGGUCUGUUCCUGGGCCUGUUGGUCGUCCUGCGGAGUGCCUAAAUUGGAUAGGAUAAAUCCAAACACCAUUGUCAGAUCUAUGAUCAGAUCAAUAACAAAAUAAUACUAAUUUCGAAGUUAGUGAAACCAAAUAAACAAUAAAUAAUCUAUACUAUA
This is a messenger RNA of Drosophila serrata, 1271 nucleotides long. RefSeq lists its product as uncharacterized. The record is from RefSeq and is a predicted model, not a curated record. Lineage: Eukaryota; Metazoa; Arthropoda; Insecta; Diptera; Drosophilidae.